Salvia miltiorrhiza (redroot sage) is the source of this 968-nucleotide messenger RNA. RefSeq names its product 40S ribosomal protein S8-like. Bases 138 to 797 code for a protein of 219 amino acids. The record is from RefSeq and is a predicted model, not a curated record. Gene Ontology annotation, molecular function: structural constituent of ribosome. Lineage: Eukaryota; Viridiplantae; Streptophyta; Magnoliopsida; Lamiales; Lamiaceae. The transcript has 5 exons. Gene Ontology annotation, biological process: maturation of SSU-rRNA from tricistronic rRNA transcript (SSU-rRNA, 5.8S rRNA, LSU-rRNA); translation. Gene Ontology annotation, cellular component: ribosome; cytosolic small ribosomal subunit.
UGAGAAGGCCCAAGAGAAUAAUAUAUAAGUUGAAGUUGUCAUUGUAAUUGAAGUGAUCUCUAGGGUUUGAGAAGAGCGGAGCUACAUAUCUGCCUGCAUUCCCAGGUAGACGUACAGGAGCUCAUUCACCAGCAAUCAUGGGUAUUUCUAGGGAUUCUAUGCACAAGAGGCGUGCAACUGGAGGCAAGAAGAAGGCGUGGAGGAAGAAGAGAAAGUAUGAGCUGGGAAGACAACCAGCAAACACGAAGUUGUCCAGUAACAAGACAGUUCGCAGGGUCAGAGUUCGUGGAGGCAAUGUGAAAUGGCGUGCAUUGAGGCUUGAUACAGGAAACUACUCUUGGGGAAGUGAGGCUGUGACCCGAAAGACUCGUAUUCUGGAUGUUGUUUAUAAUGCAUCCAACAAUGAGCUUGUCAGAACCCAGACUUUGGUGAAGGGUGCCAUUGUGCAAGUGGAUGCUGCACCCUUCAAGCAGUGGUAUCUUCAGCAUUAUGGAGUUGAAAUUGGUCGCAAGAAGAAGACAGCUGCAAAGAAGGAAGGAGAGGAGACUGAGACUACUGUAACUGAAGAGGCAAAGAAGAGUAACCAUGUCCAGAGAAAACUAGAAAAACGUCAGCAGGACCGCAAGAUUGACCAACAUAUUGAGGAACAAUUCGGCGGUGGCCGUCUGUUAGCUGCGAUCUCCUCUCGCCCAGGACAGUGUGGGCGAUGUGAUGGUUAUAUUUUGGAGGGCAAGGAAUUGGAAUUUUACAUGAAGAAACUUCAGAGAAAGAAGGGAAAAGGUGCAGGCGCUGCAUAAGUUUUGUAAUGAUAACUAAAAUUUUGCAGUUCAAAAUUGUUCUGAGAUUUCGCCUGUUCUACUGAACAAAAAUGUCGAGACAUCAUUUCUGCAUCACAAUAUCAACUCUGAGAGCUUUAUCUUUUUGUUUUUGACAUUUUGGCUAUGAAUUGGAUGCCUUGGCUUGUUGCA